Messenger RNA from Chaetomium globosum CBS 148.51, 6648 nucleotides. RefSeq lists its product as uncharacterized. The coding region runs from base 1 to 6648 and encodes 2215 amino acids. Gene Ontology annotation, biological process: fatty acid biosynthetic process; secondary metabolite biosynthetic process. Lineage: Eukaryota; Fungi; Ascomycota; Sordariomycetes; Sordariales; Chaetomiaceae. Gene Ontology annotation, molecular function: fatty acid synthase activity; 3-oxoacyl-[acyl-carrier-protein] synthase activity; phosphopantetheine binding. The record is from RefSeq and is a predicted model, not a curated record. The transcript is spliced from 8 exons.
AUGGCGGCUUUUCAAGAUCCGACCGCUAAGAAGAGUUCAACCACAAACGCAGGCGGCGGACACUGGUUAAAGGAGGAUGUCGCCACGUUCGACGCCUCAUUCUUCGGAAUCAACCCUGUCGAGGCAAUUGCCAUGGAUCCACAACAAAGACUGCUUCUCGAAGUUGCAUACGAGUCCUUUGAAAACGCGGGUUUGAGUCGAGAUGCCCUCUGGGGUUCCAACACGGGUGUGUUCGUCGGCCAGUGGAGUUCCGACUACCACGAGAUGAUGACCCGUGAUACGGAAGACCCCCCUCAGUACCUCGUCACCGGCACGGGUCCGGCGAUAACAUCCAACCGUAUAUCUUAUACCUUCAACUUGCGCGGGCCUAGCUUCACGGUCGACACGGGCUGUUCCUCAAGCUUCGUGGCCCUGCAUCAGGCCGUGCAGAGCUUACGCCUCGGUGAGACAACCCAGUGCUUUGUCGGUGGCGUCAACCUGCUGCUAGAUCCGCAACGCUUCCACUACCAAAGCCGCUUCAAGAUGUUUUCGGCCGAAGGGCGGUCUUUUUCAUUCGACUCGCGCGCCAACGGCUACGGUCGCGGUGAAGGGUGUACCGGUGUCAUGCUCAAGCCGCUCACGGCAGCUUUGCGCGACGGAGACAACGUACGGGCCGUGAUCCGGAGUUCGGUCCUCAACCAGGACGGACGCACCCAGGGUAUCACCCUGCCCAGCGCGGCGGCGCAGCGCGAAGCCAUCUUGAAGGCGUACCAGCAGGCCCAUCUCGAGCCCUUUGCCGAUUACGUCGAGGCCCACGGCACAGGCACUAAAGUUGGAGAUCCGAUCGAAGUCAGUGCCAUAGCAUCGGUGUUGUCCCAGGGCCGGGCCUCUCGGCGGAAGCUGCCCAUCGGCUCGGUCAAAGGCAACAUUGGUCACCUCGAGGGCGCUGCAGGCCUCGCCGGGUUGAUCAAAUCUGUCCUCAUGCUGGAGAACGGGGUCAUUCCGCCUCAGGUAAACUUUAAAAAAGUGAACCCCGAGAUCUUACUAGACGAGUGGAACUUGAGGAUACCACUGCAAGCAGAACGGCGGGCCCUGCGCAGGAUUUCCGUCAACAGUUUUGGCUAUGGCGGAACCAACGCCCAUGUGGUCUUGGAUGCGGCUGCCGAGCACCUACAAGCCGUCGCACCGUCGCUGCGCCGAGCUUUGUCCUGGGCGAACACGACAAAAGCCCCCCGGGUUUUCAUCCUCAGUGCGGCCAGCCAAAGCUCAUGCCAGAGGAUGUGCAAGCGGAUAGCCAAAUAUCUCGUAGCGAGCCAACGUCACGGACGGGCGGUCGAGCCAGACCUGUUGCUCUCCCGGUUGUCAUACACGUUGAGCAAGCAUACCAUGCUCCCCCACCGCAUCGCUCUCGUUUCAUCCGAUAUGGGCGACCUGGUGUCGCAGUUGCUAAUGGCCUCAUCUGGCCCAGUGCCGCCGCGAGAGAAGAAGAACAGCAGCCGAAUCGCGUUCGUCUUCAGCGGCCAGGGUGCACAGUACGCCGAGAUGGGCCGGCAGCUUCUCCAAAGUCGUCCCGCAUUUUUCCGGGCUCUGGAGCGCGCCCGCGCACACCUCUCGCGCCUGGGGUGCAAAUGGGAUCUGGUGAGCGAACUGUGCCGUCCCAAGGCGGAAUCGCGCAUCAACGAACCCGCCUAUGCCCAGCCCCUCUCGACGGUUGUGCAGAUCGGCCUUGUGGAUUUGUUGGCGGAGCUCGACAUCUUGCCGACGAGCGUUGUUGGUCAUUCGAGUGGCGAAAUUGCCGCUGCCUAUGCAGCCGGGCUUCUGUCGUUCGAAGACGCCAUGACGGCCGCGUACUUCCGCGGAACGUUGACGGACCAGUUAAUAGUGACAAAUAAACGCGACAACACCAGCGCCGGCGCCAUGAUCGCGGUAGGUGCUUCGGCAGCGGCGGCGGAGCAACUCAUCAACAAGAUCGGCGGAGAGCACGGACGGAUGAGAGUUGCAUGCGUCAACAGCCCGGCCAGCGUCACCGUGUCUGGAGACGCGGCCGCUGUUGACCAGCUUGCCGUGGCGCUCGAGGCUGAGGGAAUUUUCAACCGCAAACUCAUGACCAACGGUGCGGCGUACCACUCCCACCAGAUGGAGCCUCUGGCGAGUGACUAUGCAAAGCGCCUGGAGGGCCUCAAACCCAGCGCGGUAGGCGUGUCGUCGGUUCGCAUGUUCAGCUCAGUGACCGGCCAGGAGAUCGGACAUGAAACGUUACUAGAUGGUAGCUACUGGGUGCAGAACCUUCUGAGCCCAGUUCUCUUCUCGCAAGCCGUCAAGCUCAUGAGCGAAGAACGGUACGAUGGUGAACCAAUUGAUACCAUCGUCGAAGUCGGAUCCCACUCGCAACUAGGCGGUCCGGUGAAGCAGAUCCUCAAGACUCGCUCCAAAGGUCUCGGUGACGUGGCUUACACGCACACCCUGAAGAGGGGCAGCGAUGCCGAGGAGUCACUAUUGCGAUGCCUCGGGUUCUUGUGCAUCCAAGGGUCGCCGAUACGCGUUGCCAGUCUGAACGACAGCGCAAACCAGCAGCCCGAGACGCCGGCGCUCCUGGCUGAUCUUCCUCCCUACCCGUUCGAUCACAGUCGCAGAUUUUGGCACGAGAGUCGCUUGUCAAGAGACUAUCGGGCACGACCCCAUCUUCCACAUGAGCUCCUCGGCACACUGUCCAUAGACGUUAACCGCGUCGAGCCCCGUUGGCGGCGGUUCCUGAGUCUCAAGGAAACUCCAUGGCUGCGAAAGCACAUAAUCCAGGGGCAGAUUGUGUUUCCCGCAGCGGGAUAUCUGACAAUGGCAGUGCAGGCGGCACGGCAACACUUGAUGGCAACUUCUCCCACGACUCAUGCUGAGGCCAUCUCGCUCCGUAACGUCAACAUCGGCAAAGCGCUCGUCCUAUCAGAUGACGAGGCGGACGUAGAAAUCUCGCUCUCGCUUCGGCCGCAGGCGCGGACUGCGCGCGAGUCGUCGGGCGUCUGGAACGAGUUCCGCAUCUUUACUGUGGCGCAGACCGGAGAGUGGACGGAGCAUUGCCGAGGUUUGGACGAACCGGCAUAUGAUGUUCUCGUCUCCAGCAGGGGUAAUGAGGCCACCGAGAACGGCAUGACCCUGCACGCUCAAGGUAUUCGCCUCACGGCCUUGCCAGGUGGCGUCGGUGCUGGCCAGGCAACACGGGAACUGGGCCAUGACACGGAGUGGGUUACCUACUCCGAGGCCUGGACGCCGCAGCACCGAGAACGCAUUUGCAAAUCCGUGGUGCCGGCAGCAUCGAUGGUGACUCAGAAUGAGAUCCUCGACGCCUUGACCUUCCACCACAUACAAAAAGUUCUCGGUGAGGUGUCUGUCGACGACAUCGCCGAAGGCAGCUAUUUCCGCCGGUACUUUGAGUGGAUGCAGACAAUCGCUAGCCGCGAAUACGAUGCCUCGCUCAUCUCGGGCGAGGAUGGUAGCAACAUGGGAGCGUUUGGCGAGGCCAUUUCCCGCGUGGGAUCCCGCCUCCCUGAGAUUCUCACGCAAAAGACGGAGCCUCUGGCCCUGCUCACGCCAGGUAACCUCCUAUCUCGGCUCUACGCCGACGAGCGCUGCCUACGCUGCAACUUGCAAAUGGCAGCGUGGUGCAAGGAGUUGGGCCUGCAGAAGCCCGGCCUCCGCGUGCUCGAAAUCGGCGCUGGCACUGCAUCCACCACCCUUCCAAUCCUGGGUGCGUUGAAGGGCCGCGUCGGUCGAUAUGACUUUACGGAUGUGUCUCCCGCCUUCUUUGAAAAUGCCAAGAAGAGAUUGGGGCCAUUAGCGGAGUCUGUCGAGUUCAAAGUCUUGAACGUCGAGAAAGACGCGCGACAGCAGGGCUUUGAGGAGGCCAGCUACGAUCUCAUUAUCGCCAGCAACGUCCUCCAUGCGACACAGCGAAUUGACGAGACCCUCGAGAACGUCCCCGCAGAAGCAGCGUUGGAAAAAGCGAGCUCGCUUUUGUCGCAACACGAAGCCCAGCUUAGCCCAGUGACGGUUUCUGUUAAGGAGCUCAGUGCACCGCCCCAAGGGGGGGGUGUAGUUGUGGUUCUCCCAGAAAUUGGCAGGCUGCUUCGCGACAAUGUCGACACCAAUUCUUGGUGCGGGUUCCAGAAUUGGGUGUUGAACGCAAAGGCGGUGCUACUGGUCAGCCAAGAUAGCAACGCAGACGCAGUCGAUCCAGGGGUUGCUGGGCUUUGGACCGGAUUUGCUCGUUGCCUCCGUCUGGAGCACCCCGAGAUCCGCAUCGUCACCCUGCAGCUCCAGCACCCGAAUGAUAGCGCACCCGAGCAGCUUGCUGCAAUCCUCCCAACACUCCUGAAGAGCCCGACUUUCGAUCUAAGCCGAAGUGACAACGGUGAGGUGGAGUGCGAGUUUGCCGUGAGAGAUGGUCAGCUCUUCGUUGCACGCCUCAUUCCUCGUCCCGAGAUAACGGACUACGUUUACCGAAGCGGCCAGUUGGCUGAGCCCGAGCAGGCCCCGUUCCUGAACAACGGGCGUACCCUCACGGCAGUGUUGGGCAUCCCGGGCUUGCUGGAAACUCUCCGUUGGAAGGACGACCAGGACGCACCGGCUGUCGGUCCCGACGACGUCAAGAUGGAACUGCGAGCGGCGAGUGUCAAUUUCAAAGACGUUCUCAUUGCGGCCGGUCAGCUCGAGGGCAUCACCGAGAUGCGCAACGACUGCAGCGGUGUUGUGGUCGAAGUGGGAGCCAACAUGCGCGAACGAUUUAAGCCAGGGGACCGCGUCUGCGCUCUCUAUUCGCGGUCCUACACAAAUUAUCCGGUGGUUCACGGUGAUUGCUGCCAAAUUAUCCCAGAAACUAUGUCCUUUGAAGAGGGAGCUUCACUGCCCAUUGUGUGGUCGACGGUGUAUUAUUCGCUGGUGGAGAUGGGCCGGCUGAAGCGCGCGGAGAAGGUUCUCAUCCACUCCGGGGCGGGCGCCGUUGGGCAGGCCGCGAUCAUGCUCGCUCAGCACAUUGGGGCCGAAGUCUUCGUCACAGUCGGCAAUUCUGCCAAGCGUGAGCUGCUGCAGGAUGCGUAUGGUAUUCCCGCGGACCACAUCUUCUCCAGCCGAACCACUGCCUUCUACGGGGCGAUCAAGCGCCUCACUGGUGGCUACGGCGUGGAUGUUGUUCUCAACUCACUCAGCGGGGAGAUGUUCCGCGAGUCGUGCAAUUUGGUCGCUCCUUUUGGCCGUUUCGUUGAGAUUGGGCGGAAGGACUUGAUGGACGAUGCGAUGAUGCCAAUGGGCUUCCUGCUCAGAAACAUCACCUUUGCCUACGUGGAGCUGACGUUGAUCAUGGAGAACAACAAGCCCCUUGCCAGACACAUACUCCACUCCGUCGCAGACCUUGCGUCUGCCGGCCAUAUCCGAGCCGUGCCCUUAACGGUGAUGCCCAUCUCUGACAUUGAAUCAGCUUUCCGGCUCAUCCAAGCGGGCAAGCAUACGGGCAAGAUCAUCCUCAAGGUGGAGGAAGACCAGAAAGUCAAGGCAGUGCCUCCAGCACCCAUCCCGGCCAGGCUAAAAGCCGACGCAACAUACGCAGUCGUCGGUGGUUUCGGUGGGCUUGGGCGUGCCGCUGUCUCGUGGAUGGCGAGCCACGGGGCGCGAAACAUUGUCUCGCUAUCGCGCUCCGGAGCCAAGGACCAGGAUAGUCAAUCUUUCAUCCAGGAGUUAAGUGCGGGAGGCAUAAAUGUUGUGGGAAAGGCCUGCGAUAUAGGAUCCGCGGAGCAGAUUGCCAGCCUCGCGCAAGAGCUCGAGAGUGCCGGGAUGCCUCCGAUCCGCGGCAUUAUCCAGUGCGCCAUGGUUCUCAAGGACGCACUCUUCCAAGAUAUGACGGCAGAUGAAUGGAACUCGGCUCUCGUACCCAAAAUACGCGGAACUGUGAACCUCGAGACGGUGCUGGGCGAUGACCUGGACUUCUUCAUCAUGCUAUCCUCGACCGUCACCGUAUGGGGGAACAUGGGGCAGUCCAACUACGCAGCGGGGUGCGGCUUCCAGGACACGCUGGCACGUCAACGCGUCGGACGUGGCCGGCCAGCUUAUUCCAUCAACGUUUGCUACAUCACCGAUGCGGGUUAUGUCAGCGAGAACCCGGAAGUGGCCGAGGCGCUGCGGCGGGCGGGGCUGGGAGGAAUGUCGGCAGCAGAGCUCCUCGCCGUGGUGAGCCGUUCGGUGGACCAUCCUCUGGAAGGCGGUUGCAUGGUCGGCGGCGUGCAGCCGCACAGCGGCCCAGGCGCGACCUGGAUCAGGAAGCCGCUAUUUGCUCACCUCGCGAAGCGCGAUGAGGGCCCGCAACGAGAGGAAAGCGAGACGGCCGACAUCGCAACGCUGCUCGGCGCGGCUGAAAAGCUUGACGAUGCCGUAGAGAUGAUAUGUGAGGCGAUUCUGCAGCAAUUGGGCAAGCUAAUGGCAACGCCCGCCGACACACUCAGCGCGGCUCGGAGUUUGGAUAGCUAUGGUGUCGACUCGCUUGUCACGGUCGAGCUACGGAACUGGAUUGGCGCCUAUCUCGGGGCCAACGUCCAGCUGAUGACACUGAGGGGUGCGAGCAGCAUUAAUGCGCUGGCUAAAAUUGUGGCGAAAGAGUCGCGGUUGGUGUGUUUUGAAGUUGCGGAGUAG